AUGAUGACCCAGAAGGAGUAAAUCAGGUGACAGAAAUAGGAGUGAAGUUUCAGUUUAAGAUUGCCCAAUCACUCCAGAGCCUCAGUCCUCCACAGAUCUUCAAAACCUGAUGACAUUGGUUUCCCUGUUGGCAUUCUCUGUUAGCUAACAGAGGAGAAAGACUCAGCUACUGACUUCUUAAAACAAGCAGAAUAAUGGAAUCUAUACUGGGUUUAGAAACAGACGACACUGUGAAAAAAGAGACCCUUAAGAAGUAUAAAAUACUGUGUGGGGUUCUUUUUGUUUUGUUGGUGGUGAUGACACUUGGGCUAGGCCUGGGACUUGGAUUAAAGCGACAAGAAAGCAGAGGGAGUUGUAGAAACAAAUGCUUUGUGCAGUCCUACAGAGGACUGGAGGGCUGCCAGUGUGAUAGUGGCUGUAGAGAACGGCAGAACUGCUGCUGGGAUUUUGAAGAAACUUGUGAGAAAUCAACUCAAAUAUGGACAUGCAAUGAAUUUCGUUGUGGAGAAACUCGGCUACCUAAUAGUCUUUGUUCUUGUUCUGACGACUGCUUGCAAAGAAAAGACUGUUGUGUUGAUUAUAAACCUGUUUGCAAAGGAGAAAAACACUGGGCAGAGGAAGAUUGUGAUGCUUCUGAUAAUCUUCAGUGUCCAGACGGGUUUGACCUGCCACCUCUGAUUUUGUUUUCCAUGGAUGGUUUUAGAGCUGAGUAUUUACAUACUUGGAGCUCACUGAUGCCUCAUAUCAAUAAAAUGAAAACAUGUGGAACACAUUCGAAGUACAUGAGAUCAGUCUAUCCAACCAAAACCUUCCCAAAUCAUUACACCAUUGUCACAGGAUUAUAUCCAGAAUCCCAUGGCAUCAUUGACAAUAAUAUGUAUGAUGUAUAUCUUAACAAGAACUUUUCACUUUCAUCAAAUGAGAAAUUCGAUCCGAAAUGGUGGAAUGGGCAACCUGUCUGGCAAACAGCUAAACAUCAAGGUUUGAAGGCAGGGACCUACUUUUGGCCUGGCUCUGAUGUUGCUAUUAAUGGCAUAUAUCCAGACAUAUACAUGAUGUAUAAUAAUUCUUCUCCAUUUGAACAGAGAAUUUUGGACGUGUUGCAUUGGCUUGACCUACCUCAUUCUGAAAGACCUGAUUUUUAUACCAUAUACAUAGAAGAGCCGGAUUCUGCUGGACAUUCAGCUGGACCAGUCAGUGGUGAUGUAGUUAAAGCCUUAGUGCGGGUUGAUCAGAUUUUUGGAAUGUUAAUGGAUGGUCUAAAACAAAGGAAUUUACACAACUGCGUCAACAUCAUUCUUCUGGCUGACCAUGGAAUGGAUCAGACAUAUUGUAGUCAGUUAGAAUAUAUGACUGAUUACUUUCCAGAAAUAAACUUCUAUAUGUAUGAAGGGCCUGCACCUCGUAUCCGAUCUCGAAAUGUUCCACGUGACUAUUUUACUUUUGAUUCUGAAGGAAUUGUUCGAAAUCUCAGUUGUAAAAAAGAAGUUCAGCAUUUUAAACCUUACUUGACUCCUGACUUGCCCAAACGAUUGCAUUAUGCUAAAAAUAUUAGAAUUGACAAAGUUCACUUACUUGUGGAUGAACAGUGGUUGGCUGUAAGAAAUAAAAAUUAUAAAGGUUGUGGAGGUGGUACCCAUGGUUAUAACAAUGAAUUUAAAAGUAUGGAGGCUUUCUUCAUGGCACAUGGACCAGCGUUUAAAGAGAAAACUGAAGUAGAACCUUUUGAAAAUAUAGAGCUCUACAAUCUAAUGUGUGAUAUCUUACGCAUUCAUCCAGCACCAAACAAUGGAACUCAUGGGAGUCUAAACCAUCUUUUGAAGGAGCCUUACUUUUAUCCAUCACACCCUGAAGAAGAGUCGCGUCUUCUUACUUGCCCCUUUGAAUAUGCAAAACCCAGUCAUAGUUUAGAUUGUUUAUGUCCUGAACUAAGUCCGGAAAAAGAAAUAGAGAUGAAUGAUAUGUUAAAUUUAUCUACUCAACAAGAACAAGAAUAUAUGGAUGAACAUUUACCCUUUGGGAGGCCCAUAAUUGCAAAAAAAGGCAAGACAUACUGUCUCCUUUACCAUGAAGAAUUCGUGUCUGGAUUCAGUUCAGAAAUCUAUAUGCCACUGUGGACCUCAUACACAAAACGUAAAGAUGGAGACACAUUGCCUCUUCCUCCCACUAUUCCAGACUGUCUGCGGGCUGAUGUUAGGAUUCAUCCUUCUCAGAGCCAAAAAUGUUCCGUGUAUUCACCCGAAAAGAAUAUCACCCACGGCUUCCUCUACCCUCCCAAUUUCAAUCAGACAAGGCUCGGUCAAUAUGAUGCUUUACUUACAAGCAAUUUGAUUCCCGUUUAUCCAGCAUUUAAAGAAAUAUGGGAAUACUUCCAUAAUCAUCUGAUUUUUAAAUAUGUUAAUGAAAGAAAUGGAGUGAAUGUGAUUAGUGGACCAAUUUUUGACUACAACUAUGAUGGACAUGCUGAUGACCUCCAUGAAAUUGAAAAAUUUGUAGAGAAAUCUGAUGUUCCUAUCCCAACUCAUUACUUCGUGGUGCUGACUAGCUGCAAAGACCAGACUUAUGAUCCAAUAAACUGUCGUGGAUCCUUGGAUGUCUUGUCUUUUGUCAUUCCUCAUCGACCUACAAACAUAGAAAGUUGUGCUGCACAUAAAGUUGACGAUCAUUGGGUCGAAGAAAGAUUUAAGGCUCAUACUGCCCGAGUCCGUGACGUGGAACUUCUCACAGGACUUAGCUUUUACCAUGACAGAUGGGAGUUUGUUUCUGAGGUCUUGCGACUAAAAACAUUCCUGCCCAUUUUUUGAAACUCAUUAACUGACUACAGAAACAUUAUUUCAGAGAAUAUGGGUAAUUAGCUCUUCUAAUACUAUAGGGUUAGACAAUGAAGAAAGUUAUUUCUCCUUUAGCCACAUUGAGUUAUUUCCCCUUAUCUUUUGCUUCUUAUGCCUAUCCAUGGGCUUCUCAUCUUGUGUUUCUCCAGUGGAUCCCAGGAGAAACAGGAAAUGACUUCCAAUUUGGAAUCAAAUCUUUAUUGCCUGAGUUUUAAUGUUAAAUUUACAAAAAGAAUACAUUUCUCUGGAUGUGAGAGCAGAAAUUUUAUAGUUUACCCCCAAUAUCUAAUCUUUUAUGAGCUGCUCAUCAGUGUGACAGUAUUUCACUCCCAUGAAAGUAUAUUUAAAUUCACUUGAUAGAACUUUGUUGUAUCUUCACUAAUUGCCUUGAGACUUUUUACUUUGUUUUUUUUAUUAAAGUUUAAGUAAAAUCAUAGCUAUUAAUAACCAUCCAAUUACUUUAGAACAUAUCUCUUCUAAUCAGAUUUUAAGCACUGUAAUAUCAGUAUUUUAAAAAAUAUUAAUAAUGCUAAUAUUUAUAUAGCACUUUAAAGUUUACAUGAUUUUAUUUGAUCCUCCCAAUAGCUCUGAAGUGGCCUUUGUGGUUAACCUCAUUUUGAAGAUAAAGAAAAAGGAGAGAUUUGACCUAGGUCUUUCUGACUUCCAAGUUUAUUUCUCUAUCUAUCCACUACAUUGAGCUUCUUCCCCAAUGGAAUCAACAGUGUUGAAAGGACUGAAGUACUCUCUCUUUUUUUUUUUUAAACUCUUGUAUAGAUUCAACUUUAAGAAACAGAAUAGAUAAGAAUCAUGGAUUUUCUCCCAAAUAUUACUGGAUAAUUGGGGUUCAAACUGAGUAACUUAUUCCAUGUUUCAGUCCUGCCUACAUGGGUUUAUAUAUUGCUAUUAUAUAUAGAUAUAAUAUUGCUAAGUGAAAUAGACUAUGCAAGCAGAAACUAUUGAGAAGACUUCCAAAUUUGUCUACAGAGAGCCUAGAUUUAUUUGAAGUGAAGAUUUUGAGCAUGGAUUUGGUGGGAGAUGGUGAAGAGUGGAUUUGUUUUUACUUUAAAAUAGAUUCAAAAUUUUUUCUUAGGGAAGUUCCAAUAAUUUUAGAAAAAAUGUUUAUGUUGUAAAGAUGGGAAAUGACUCUUCCUACCCUGUGCAUUUUAAUUUCACAGAUCAAGAAGAGAAAGAAAGAAUUAUGAGAUAGUUUAAGUAAUGAUUUGAAUUUGUGUAAAUUAUCUACUAUGUCUGAUUGUCUAAAAAACACGGUGUAUUUUUGAAUCUAAUAAUUCAACCUUUAAUUCCUCACAUAAUUAUGGUUUCUAGCUUUAUGAUGGAAAUGGUUGUAUUACCUCAGGUAACAAAAUCCUGUUUACAUUAAAAUGUUAUAAAAAACAAUUGUAUGUAGAGUUAUUUUUCCUCAAAUAUUUGUUUAAAUAAAAUAUUACUUUUUUU
Monodelphis domestica (gray short-tailed opossum) is the source of this 4286-nucleotide messenger RNA. RefSeq names its product ectonucleotide pyrophosphatase/phosphodiesterase 3 (gene ENPP3). Gene Ontology annotation, biological process: nucleoside triphosphate catabolic process. The record is from RefSeq and is a predicted model, not a curated record. Gene Ontology annotation, molecular function: nucleic acid binding; nucleoside triphosphate diphosphatase activity; metal ion binding. NCBI's taxonomy places the organism in Eukaryota, Metazoa, Chordata, Mammalia, Didelphimorphia, Didelphidae.